Molecule: messenger RNA, 563 nt
Organism: Myxozyma melibiosi
Lineage: Eukaryota; Fungi; Ascomycota; Lipomycetes; Lipomycetales; Lipomycetaceae
Exons: 1
Coding region: 46-549 (167 amino acids)
Source: RefSeq, a predicted model, not a curated record
UUUCGGUAAAAAAAAUUGAGGGGUUCCGGGUCUCAUCUUAAAUAAAUGCCCUCUCCCGCUUCCUACGUCCCUCAUCCUCACCUCACCUUCAGCGCCUCACCAGAUCAAAGAAUGGAAGCCAAGAUCCAAGAACUCCUCGACAUCCAAGAGAUCCGCGACAUCUCAAUCCGCUACAACCGCUACGCGGACGCCGCCGACGGCGACAGCUUUGCCUCACUUUGGCUCGACGACGGCGAAUUCGACAUCCACGGCGACAAAGUCUACAAGGGCCACGAGGAGAUUGCGUUUGCGUGCCGCGCUGCGACCGAGGUUUUGCAUUUCGUGGUCGAUUCGCAGGUUACGGUUGAAGGCGAGACUGCGAGGCAGACGUCAAAGUUGCUGCUGUUUCAUCGCGAUCAGCCGGAGCGGAAGGAUAUCGAGUUUGCGUGCACGACAACUUUGAGCGAUGUGUUUGUCAAGAGGGAUGGAAAGUGGUAUAUCAAGUAUAGGCAGUCCAAGAUCGAUAUGGAUAAGGACUCUGCGUUUAGGAAGAUGAAGUUGGUUCGCUAAGAGACAAAAAUGAU